Messenger RNA from Aspergillus fischeri NRRL 181, 1347 nucleotides. RefSeq lists its product as uncharacterized. Lineage: Eukaryota; Fungi; Ascomycota; Eurotiomycetes; Eurotiales; Aspergillaceae. Gene Ontology annotation, biological process: nucleolar large rRNA transcription by RNA polymerase I; transcription initiation at RNA polymerase I promoter. The transcript has a single exon. Gene Ontology annotation, cellular component: RNA polymerase I core factor complex. Gene Ontology annotation, molecular function: RNA polymerase I core promoter sequence-specific DNA binding; RNA polymerase I general transcription initiation factor activity; TBP-class protein binding. The coding region runs from base 1 to 1347 and encodes 448 amino acids. The record is from RefSeq and is a predicted model, not a curated record.
AUGGCGUUCGUUCCUUCGGCAUCUGCGUUCUCUUUGCCUCUCCCAUCAUGGCAGCAACCUGCCAGCGUGCGGGUAGCUCGCUAUGAGGCCAAAAAGCGCAAGAAACAUUCUGAUGAUUGGGGAGAUGACCAUGGAGAUGGCGAAGGAGAGACGACGGAUGCUGCGUCGGAAAUAGCGCCUACUGCUCCGUCGCUAACAUUGUCUCCUGAAGAAGCCCAUCAAUAUCGCAUUGCUGGCCUUUCAUUCGACCAAGAAUUACCUGGAGGCCUCUUCCCUCAUGCCCCUGCUAAGAACGAGUCUCUUAAGAAGGAGAACCGUGGCGAUGUCUUGAAAAGUCUCUCUUCCUUGUCUCCUCCAAUAUAUCCUCCACAAUCCAGUGCCUACCAGGGCAACCUUCGACUGCAACAUUUGGCCGUGAUCACUUCCAUUCUGCACCGCUGUCUUCUGCAAGGUGACUACAUCCGUGCCGGAAGAGCCUGGGGACUGAUUCUCCGCGAAGAAUUUGCCGGUUCUCCCAUCGAUGUUCGCACUGAGGGCAGAUGGGGCAUUGGCGCUGAGAUCCUGCUUCGACGUGGCCACCAGGUAGCAGAAAAUGCACCAGGGCUUCAGCCGAAUGGUGACGGACACGAAAGCGGAGGGGGGCAUGUUUCCAGGCCAUACUUUACACGGAAGGGGUUUGAAGAUGCUAAGCAUUAUUACGAGAGGCUUAUUGUACAACACCCGUACCGCAAAUCCGCUCCCGACGCUAUCAGUUCCUUGCAUUUUUACCCGGCAAUGUUUGGUCUGUGGAUAUACGUUGCCCAAGAGGAGAAUAACUUAGCCAGAGAAGAUAUUCACAGUCGCCAUGAAGACUCGCCCGGAGACUUUUCGGAAGAAGAAGAAUUAGGGCAGGGCUUCGACGGCGAAUCCGGAUCUAAGCACAGAAAGGAUCAUCUUAUUACGAGCGUACGAGCGAGGGAACUCGAAGAAGCACAGCAAAUUGCGGCCAGGAUGGAUGAGAUACUUGUCUCUCCCCCGUAUUCGGAUUCUCCUGAGUUGUUGGAGCUCAGGGGUAUGGUAUCGCUCUGGAUUGGAGAUCUCUUUGUGUCAUGUGUCCCAUACCAAGAAGAGGACGAAUAUGACAUUGACGAUCGCAGUUCUGUGAAAGAGGAUGCCGACCAUCUACACGACUCGAUUCAAGCCAGGCGUGAGCGACGGCUUGCAAUGGAAAAAAGACAGUCUGAAAUUCUCAAAUCGAGAGAGUUCUUUGAAAAAGCAAGGCAACGUGGCAGAAGUGUUGCCUCCACAUUGGAACACUUUCACAUUGAUGACAAUGCUUCGAUGGCUUCAUCUGGUAUGGGAUUCUAG